CCAAUCAUCUCCACCUUCCGAAACCAAGAGUGAAAUCACAGAAAUUUGCAACUUCUCUCGAAAAUUUUGAAAGCCAAUCUCUAGUUCUCUACUAUAUUUAACUCUCCUCUCCUUGAAUUCAAUCUUACUCUCAGAUAUGUCGCUAAUUCCAAGCUUUUUCGGCGGCCGAAGGAGCAGCGCCUUCGACCCCUUCUCUCUCGACGUGUGGGACCCGUUCAAGGAUAUCCCUUUCCCCAACUCUCUCUCCUCCUCCGGCUCCUCUUUUCCCGAGCUUUCUCGUGAAAAUUCUGCCUUCGUCAACACUCGAAUCGACUGGAAGGAGACUCCGGAGGCGCACGUCUUCAAGGCCGAUGUUCCUGGGCUGAGGAAGGAGGAGGUGAAGGUGGAGGUGGAGGACGAUCGCGUGCUCCAGAUCAGCGGAGAGAGGAAGACGGAGAAUGAGGACAAGGGCGACACGUGGCACCGCGUGGAGCGUAGCAGCGGCAAAUUCCUGCGGAGGUUCCGGCUGCCGGAGAACGCGAAGAUCGAUAGGGUUAGCGCCGCCAUGGAGAAUGGGGUUCUCACCGUGACUGUACCUAAAGAGGAGGUCAAAAGGCCCGAUGUCAGGGCUAUUGAAAUCUCCGGCAAUUGAGUCGUUUUUAUUUCGUUGAUUGUUGUCUUUAAGUAAAGAUCGUUGAGGAUCUUUCAUACUAUGUAGAAAUGCAACCUUCUGCUUGUGUCGAAGUGUCUGGUUGUCUGUUAUGUGAAAGUGUCUGUAAUCUUAAUCCUAUGAAGUAAUCAGUAAUAUCACGUUUUAAGUUACUUUUCUCUA
Messenger RNA from Morus notabilis, 811 nucleotides. RefSeq names its product 18.5 kDa class I heat shock protein. Bases 137 to 631 code for a protein of 164 amino acids. The transcript has a single exon. The record is from RefSeq and is a predicted model, not a curated record. Gene Ontology annotation, biological process: response to salt stress; response to heat; protein folding. Lineage: Eukaryota; Viridiplantae; Streptophyta; Magnoliopsida; Rosales; Moraceae.